Molecule: messenger RNA, 267 nt
Organism: Colletotrichum higginsianum IMI 349063
Lineage: Eukaryota; Fungi; Ascomycota; Sordariomycetes; Glomerellales; Glomerellaceae
Exons: 2
Coding region: 1-267 (88 amino acids)
Source: RefSeq, a predicted model, not a curated record
AUGUCUCCCGCCUUCGCCGCCCGCAACGCUGCUCGCUUCGCUGCCCAGCGCAGACAAUUCACUCUCCUCCACAACAUGCGCCAAGUGGCUCGCUCCUUUGAACCCCACCCCUUCCAGAGGAUGUCCCAGAGCGGCGAGCACGCAAAGCCCUACUACGGUGCCAUGAUCAAGAAGCGUCUCGGCACAGCAUCAAUCUUCUUCCCUACUGCCAUCGUCAUCCUUGGCUGGCCCUACGUCAGCUACAAGCUCUGUGACGGCAGCAUCUGA